This is a messenger RNA of Vigna angularis (adzuki bean), 1008 nucleotides long. RefSeq lists its product as uncharacterized. The record is from RefSeq and is a predicted model, not a curated record. The transcript has a single exon. NCBI's taxonomy places the organism in Eukaryota, Viridiplantae, Streptophyta, Magnoliopsida, Fabales, Fabaceae. The coding region runs from base 1 to 1008 and encodes 335 amino acids.
AUGGCAAAAGUACUCGAGGAAGCCCUUCACGCCGAACUACUCACGGUUCGAAAAAGACCCUCCCCAAAGAAUGCCGACAAAGGAAGAAUUUGUCAUCUUCAUCAAAACCAUGGCCACUCCACCGAAGAAUGCACCCUAGUGAAGGAUGAAAUAGAAAGGCUCGUUCGGGCGGGCUAUCUCCAAAAGUAUGUUAGAGAGGAGGGGGCUAAAAUGAGAAGUCCUCUUAGAGGGAGAGCUUCAUGUAGAAGCCCUGAACAACCAUCCCGAAAAGACAACCGGCGUAGGAGGCACUCCCGAAGCCACAGUCGUGAUCAUGAACAGGAAAGAUCCGUCCGCGGGCGAAUUGAUACCAUAUCGGGAGGCUUCGAAGGGGGAGGGACAUCAUCUUCAGCCCAAAAAAGACACUUGAGGAGUCUGAAAACUGUUUGCAUGGUAGAUCGACAACCCCAAUCCAUGCCAGAUAUUACUUUUACCAAUGCAGAUUUCCAUGCACCAGACCCCGAUCAAGAUGAUCCCAUGGUCAUCACCGUCGAGAUAGCACGCUACGAUGUCAUUAAAGUGUUGAUUGAUCAAGGUAGUUCGGUCAACAUCCUAUAUUGGACUACGUUCCUAAAAAUAGAUUUAUCCAAAGACAUAAUAGCCUCAUUCAAUGAGAAAAUUAUGGGGUUCGUUGGAGAAAUAUUAGAUACUCGAGGAUACCUGGACUUGAGAACUCGACUCGGGACAGGCAAGAAGGCAAGAGAGAUCAAAAUAAGGUUCUUGCUGGUAGAAGCAAACACUUCUUACAAUGCACUACUAGGGAGACCCUGCCUGAAUGCUUUCGGAGCCAUUGUAUCCACCCCUCACUUAGCUAUGAAAUUCUCGUCCGAUAAGGGUAAUAUCUGUACGGUGAGAGUCGAUCAACGAACGACUCGACAGUGUUAUGUUACUGGCCUAAAAAUCACAUCCUUUGUACCACCAAAGAAGUCUAGGGGUGCAGAGCCAACGACGAUCGACCUUGACCCAUGA